CAAAACGAUCUUAGUGGUUUCUACAGACAUCUUCUCAACCAGACUGUAGGAGAGGAAGCCAUCCCGGAUCGCUCGGCUAACAAAAGUCUAAAGUCAGAAGAUGGAGGGAUCCUAGAAACAUCUCAAACGAGUCAUGAAAUCACACCAACUGACGGAGAACCACAUGAGGAAAAGCACAGCAAGAGCUCCUCCUCGCAUUCCAAACGCCAUUAUAGACGCAGGUCACCAGCCUCCGGUAGUGACGACGAGCGGGAGAGGAAGAAAGAGCCAGAGAAGGAUGAGCAACGCAGCGGGAGGAGAGACCGCGACAAAGACGGCCAAAGUCACAGACGUCGAGAUGAGCCGAGGGAAAAAGGUGACAGGAGGAAGUCUGAGGAAGAUAAAGGGCGAGAGGAAGAGGUGCAGGGGAAAGAUAAAGGCGAAGCAGCUGGAGAAGAAAAGGAUGAAGGUGAGAAGGAAGAAGGUGAGAAGGAAGGCCAAACAGAGGAGACCAAGGUCAAUAAGUUUGCAAAGCGUUCCAAUGAGCAGACGUUGAGCUCGGCCAGGGAUCGAUACCUCGCUCGCCAGAUGGCUCGCUCGACCUCCAAGAGCUACAUUGAGCGGGAAGAAGACUGACACAACAGAUUAUUAACUGCAGAAAAUAUAAAUAAAGAGGCAAAGUCAAAAAGAAAA
This is a messenger RNA of Syngnathus typhle (broad-nosed pipefish), 672 nucleotides long. RefSeq names its product nuclear speckle splicing regulatory protein 1-like. The transcript is spliced from 2 exons. The annotation marks the transcript as partial. NCBI's taxonomy places the organism in Eukaryota, Metazoa, Chordata, Actinopteri, Syngnathiformes, Syngnathidae. The record is from RefSeq and is a predicted model, not a curated record.